Messenger RNA from Symbiodinium sp. CCMP2456, 1527 nucleotides. NCBI's taxonomy places the organism in Eukaryota, Dinophyceae, Suessiales, Symbiodiniaceae. The record is from the annotation of a GenBank genome assembly.
AUGGACGUGUUUCAUGCCAUAAAUGCGGGUGGAAGACAGCACCUGGCCAUGGUGCCAUCCCUGGAUGGGCAGUCACCAGCAGGGGCCUGCUUGUUGGACAAGCGCGGCAGCCGGGCUUCCAUGCACUCCCAUACCGUGCAGUGGCCCUUGGUGCGGUUCGAGAUGUCCAGCUGGAAUGCCGAGUGGCAACGGGCCUUGGAGUGCCACCGAUUUCUCCAUGUGUUGGAGCCGAACGGCUCUUACAACAUCUACUACCCCUCGAAGACGCGCGUGCCCGAGGAGGUGUUUGACGUUUGGGCCUCCUGGGCCGGUUUUCCCGAGUUCAUCCACGUCGACAAGGACGGGGCUUUUGAAGGUUUCUUUGCAGAGCGCACGCAGGCAAUGGGUGUGGACAUGGAUGCCAUACCAGCUGAAGCUCAUUGGCAAGCCGGGUCCAUCGAGGCCUACAACCGGGCAUUCCGCUAUGCGGCGGAGAAGCUCGUAGAUGAAAAACAGCUGUCCGGUGACCUCGAGAUGAAGAUCUUGGCAGCUUCAGUGAGCGCGAGCAUGAACGAGAAGAUACGAACGUGUGGUUGUAGUCCUAGCGAGUGGCUGUUUGGACGGCACCCUCGGAACCCGUGGGACCUCCUCAGCGUCGACGGCAAGAUCGAGCCCUGCAGAGCCUUGACAUCGAAGCCGAGCUCCGCCGACGACAACAGAUCCGCCCUCUUCUUUUACUACAAGGCCGGGAAGCUGAUCCUGCUGCUGGGCACCCACGUCGAUGACCUUUUGGGCGCUGGAGCACCGGGACUGGCCGACGAAGUCCUACAGAGGGUGAAAGACGCCUUUGACUUCGGCGCCUGGGCGGACAGUCGAGAGGGCGAAAGCCUCGAGUACGGAGGCAAGCAGAUCCGCAAGGAGCAGGUGCAGAACCUCGUGGAGCUCAACCGCAUCCUCAAGGAGGCAAAGGCUUCGCAGGACUGGUGCCUGCGCUUUGUGCCCGUGGACCUGGGCAUCGUGACCUACACAGAUGCUUCGUGGGCCAACGGGCCCGACCUGAAGUCGCAAGCAGGCACCUCACCUUCAUCACUACUCGACUGGAGGUCGCACCGGAUCCAGAGGCAGUGUCGUAGCACACUGGCCGCCGAGACAAUGGCGAUGGACUGUGGCUUUGACAGCGGCGUCUUCGUACGAGAGCUACUAGCAGAAGCCCUCAUCCAGAGCUACGUGCCCACGCAGAGCGGCCGACUUCCUGAACAGCUGCUACCGGUUCACCCAGUGACCGACUGCCGUAGCUUGUACGACUUAGUCACCAAAGAUGGUCCUGUACAUUCGACACAGGAGAAACGUCUUACUAUAGACGUCGAGGCCAUCAAGCAGAGUGCGGCUGAAUUUGAUCCAGCGCAGGAGAGUCUUCACGAGACCUUUAAGUGGGUUGAUACGCACCGCCGGCUAGCAGAUCACCUCACAAAGGUCAAACCGGCCCACCUGCUGCGUACAGAGCUUAGCAAGAAUCACAUAGCACUCCAAGCCGUCGAGAAGCAGUAA